CGAGGAAAGAAGAUUACAAAGUAAUAUCAAAAAAAGAUUGUAUCACGGAAUUUCUACAAAUUGAUAAGAGAGCACUGAUCGCACACACAAAUAGUGAUAGUUGAUAAAAUUGAUAGUGAAUAAAAUGGAGCAGCCACCGUCAUAUCCUCCACCACCAUUGCCACAACAACCAAAUAUCAUUACAACGAGCCAAGGUUUUGGAUCACACUCACAACAUUUGAUAUGUCCACAUUGCCAUGCUAACAUAUCCACGCGAGUAGAGACGGAAGCGAAUGCAGGAGCAUAUUUGAUAGGAAUAUUUUUUUGUAUUUGCAUAUGCAUCGCCUUCAUAUGUAUGCAUGCAACACAUAAUGUUAGUCCACCAGAUUCUAGCUGCCAUCCUUAUUCUUGUGACUGUUGCUUGGAAACGAAACAUUAUUGUCCAGAAUGCGGCUCUUAUCUCGGAUCGUCCAAUAAUUGUUAAUCUUCUGUUAAUCUAUCACAUAAGAAUACAAAGAGAUAUUGCGGCAUUAUCAUCGAUCGACGUACAGGCGAUGAAAAAAAAAAUUUUGUAUUUUUGUCAUGUAUACUUCAAGUUAAAUUUCAUUUAUUUGUAAUACAUAAAGUCAAAUAUAUUUUGUCUGCAAUGUUUUA
Molecule: messenger RNA, 633 nt
Organism: Cataglyphis hispanica
Lineage: Eukaryota; Metazoa; Arthropoda; Insecta; Hymenoptera; Formicidae
Product: lipopolysaccharide-induced tumor necrosis factor-alpha factor-like
Exons: 4
Coding region: 125-463 (112 amino acids)
Molecular function (GO): zinc ion binding
Source: RefSeq, a predicted model, not a curated record